AGUAUGGAACCCAGAACGCGUCUGUUUCUACAACCCUCUCUUGACAAGCGCACAGCCUCCACUCCCUGCACGCACAACGCAAAGGACGACGACGCACAGCUGAAUACAGGAAACGGCAAGGAAAGCGUUUAGAACAGGAGCACAGGAGGGACGACGAUCAGAGUACAACCAGCUCAAAUCCUUUGGCUGACCCAUUCCGGACUUGGACCGCUUCUAACAAUGCUGUCAACCUCAUUGGCUUCGCCCUCUACAUCUCAAGGAAAGAUCCCUCUCAAUGUAGUCUUUAUCAUCGAUACCUAUCUGCCAGCUGGAUUUGACAAAGUUCAGGCUGCGAGGGCGGCUGCGUUGUUAAAACGGACGCUUACCAGGACCCUGCUCUACUUCCAGUGCAGUAUGGACCCCAAAUUCCAGUGGACAUACAUGUUCUUCAAUUCGAGAGCGCACCAGAACAUCGGACUGAUCCCGAACAGGAUACUUCAUAGUCUUACCAUGAGCACAGUCGCGAACUGUGUGGACGAAUACCGUAGGAUCGUGACACCACUGGCCGUUUCGACUUCGCCCAAGGGAAAAGGGGCCACCACUGUAGCUGGGAUAACGAGCAAGGUCGGCGGAUCGGGCACCGUUUCGCCCUGCUAUAAUUUGCGCCGCCAAUUUGUUCACUCAUUGGCAGAUUUUGGACUCGACAUUGCAUCGUACCAGUCGCCUAUGAAGUCAUCGUCCAGCUUUAUCCGCUCUCAAUCGCUGCAAAAGCACUUUCCUCCAGUCGCCAUCAGAAAUUACAUGUACGUCCUUUCCCCACUGCCUCGGACUUGGGGAGAGACAGCAUAUUUUCUGGACGGCAAGCAGCAUACACAGAAUGACAUGGGCCCACGGAGGAGCGAUAUUCUUGAAGUGCUCAAGGGGAUUAAGGACGCAUUCUUUGAGCAAGGACUCUGGGACCGGUUUCUGGACCAGCACACCAGUCUGAGUUGGAUCGACACUAGCAUGGAGAGCAACACUGAGGAGCAAGCCAAGUCAACUACACGGAUAUCCGCGACUAUGCUCAUCCGGUCAACACUGGAGCUGAUAAUAAAGGCAUUUGGGGGAUAUAUUAUACCCCAGAGUGUUAUCUGCCAGCCUUUCCUUCCGAAGGACGUCUACUCGUUCGCUACCAUCUUUCAAACAUAUCGGUCACUGCAGAUCCAUCCCGGACUAGGCGUCAAGAUGUCGAAGGACAGUUGGCAGGCACUCCCUUCCGCAUCGAUUGGUCUGCACUCCGAGGACAUGCGUCCAGUCAGGGUGAUGUGGUCGGGCGAUCUAGUCUGUUUGGAGUCACUGCAAUUUAUUUGCAGUCUCGAUGUAUCAGAACCCUUUCCAAGAUCCGCCUCAAACGAAGAUCCCAUCUCAAAUGUAGAUCCAAUCGAGUCCCUUGAAGUCAUCAAGCGAUUCCCUAGUCGAUCAUUGAGCGCCAAUUUACAUAGGAUCAGGAUUGCGAGGACUAUGACAUGUUUCCCACAAAUUGAUAAGGAUGAGCCUUGCGAGCAUGCUUUGUACCUUCUUAGAUCACUGCGAUCCAAAAGCGAUGUCCUGCUUCUUCAAAUCACAUUUGCGUGCAUGCCUGCCUGUGAGGACCAAAAGGAUUCAGAUAAGGACUUGGGACCCCAGACAUAUACCUGCCAAGCACUACUGCACCCAACCGCCCCAGGAAGCGGUAUUCUGCAAAUUCUUGAGGAAGGAUCAGAUCUCAGCAACCUCGGUUCUGUAACAGCGGUCUCGAACAACAAAUCAAGGCCAUUCACUAUGGCGAUGAUGGAAAAGUCGUGGGGUAGACUGGGUGCAUUUGCAGAUCUAGCUAGCAAGCGCCGUGAGAAGCCGCUGUAUCGUCUUGACGACAUGCCGCAUUGCCUAAUGUCUCGUCCCAGACUGCAGCAAGUGGCUCCGGACACUUUCUCUGACAGUGUCGUAGAUCCAAGAUCAUCGGUCUCGAGACCUUUGCCUGGCCAGUCCGUAGCGGAGAUGGAGGCUUCUUCCUUUGAGAUCGAAGCCCCAAAGUCCAUUGAUGGCCUAUGCCUCAAGAUUCGCAAUGCCUACAUCAAACAUCUAUAUCAUAAUGAGUUUACUGUAACAGACUACGUCAAGCGCUUGAACGCGGCUAGCAAAGAAAUCACAGCUUUAGCAGCUAAGCAGUCGGUUCCUUUAAAGGAGGCACAGCAAAGCCUUGUAGCAUUUAUGAUUGAGUUUUUGAGAAUAUGGCCUACAAGGAUGGGAUCGAAGCACAAACAGAUCGCGAAAGAGUUGAACACUGGCAAAAUCAACGAGUCAAAGUCGCAGGACCAUUAUGUCAUCCUUAACGACGAGCGGCCUGAGCUCGAUGCCUGGAAGGCUAGUGUCAUGAAGAGUGUCAACGAUGCGGACAUUCGGGCUCACCUGAAAAAAUUGAAGACCAAGGACAUACAGAUUCAAGUUGUUCAGAAUCUGCAUGUGCUCCUACUGAUCGACAAGUAUGGUCUCGAGGAAAAUAAGCCCUUCAAGAAGGAUCCAGGAGCCCUCAAGACAGUCAACCUCUUUAUGGAUGAGCUGUGCAUUGAGGCCAGCAUUGACGACCGCCCUUCUGGACUAAAGAGCCCGCAGACGCCAAGGAGCAGGGACAUGGACGCCGCCAAGAAAUUCUUCACUCGAGUUGUAACGAAGUAUUAUGAACUGUCGCUGCCCAAGAUUGUCGACAAGCUGUCGAUCAAAUGCGGUGUAGAGAAGACCCUACUGAGCUCUCCAAGGCCAUCACGGGGCGCGAAGAGAGAAGGUAUCAAGAGAUCUAUUUCAAUGGGUAUCCUCCAGCGACCAAGCCCUUUGGAUUUCACCAUGGCAAUGAAGGACGGGGGGGACGAGUUGACCUUGAGCAGGGCUAGCAUAUCUGUUGAAGGAACUGCCCUGAAACAUGGUUUUCCGGCGACUCGGCAGUUGACAUCCGAAAAGCCCACACGAAAUGUAUUAAACAACUCGAUAUUCAGGAACCGGCAAGUCGUCAUGACGUUGGGGUCAGUGAAGGGCGUCCGGCCCGCGCCAUCUACUAACCCUACGUCGACAACUACUAAAGAACAGGCGGCACCAGCACAAUCGCAGACAGGACUCCAGUGUUCCACCUCUAUGAACACUACGGAUGAACUGGAAGAGGAGGAUGGUCCGCCAAAAUUGGCCAAACUCAGGCUGAAAAAGUUUUACCACGACAAGGAGAGCGAAGAGGUCCUGAAAGCGACAGAGACCCCUUUCGAAAGCUGAUCAGUUUAGCACUUCUGUCGCUAUGAAUCCCGGACACAGUGGGGACGGCGAGAAUAGUGAAGAGGAUCUUGGGGCACUUGGGCAGUAUCUUGAUCGGAAAGGCACCACGUCCUGGGGUGUUAUCAAAAGCGUGAGCACGACCAGUAGGCAUAGCGAAAUUCUCAAGAGUCCGUCUAGUGGUGCGGCACAGAGACGUGCCCCGUCGAUGAAGCGAAACACAUCGCCUUCUAGACACUCUAUUCCACUGACAUCGCUGUCGCUACCCAUGGAUUCGAUCGUGCCAUCCACACCCAUUGCCAGUCAGAAAUACAGCUAUGAUGUUGACGAUUUGCAAAGGACGCCGCAAACACCGUCUGGAAGGGUUCA
Molecule: messenger RNA, 3621 nt
Organism: Gamsiella multidivaricata
Lineage: Eukaryota; Fungi; Mortierellomycota; Mortierellomycetes; Mortierellales; Mortierellaceae
Exons: 9
Coding region: 220-3255 (1011 amino acids)
Source: RefSeq, a predicted model, not a curated record